Megachile rotundata (alfalfa leafcutting bee) is the source of this 1940-nucleotide messenger RNA. RefSeq names its product PP2C-like domain-containing protein CG9801. The record is from RefSeq and is a predicted model, not a curated record. Lineage: Eukaryota; Metazoa; Arthropoda; Insecta; Hymenoptera; Megachilidae.
UCGGUUAUUGACACAUUAUCAAUAUGGCGGUAAAGUGGAAAACGAUGUGCUUUUUCAGUCUGCACUAUGAGUUCAUUCCUGUACUGUAAGAAUUUUUUUCAGAAUUAUAAUAAUGUUCCAUCCUAAAAUUAAAGGAUUAAAGGAUAUCACACAAAUUGAUUUAAAACGUUUGAGUCAGAAUUAAGUUCCUUGUUCUAAGAUCAUGGAUUAAAUUUAUUGAUAAACAUUAAAUACUUCGUAACAUUAUGUUAUAUGACAUCUGACAUUGAUUAUUCUUUUACUUGCACAUAAAUUUAAUUUCAUAAAAGAAUGCCAAGUUUACGUAAAAAAGUUGCUGGUUUCAUGCGACAACUGUCUAUUAGUAACUUGGCUGGAGCUGUAGAAAAUAUAGGUCAAGGAGAGCAAACAUUACGUAGUCCUCGAUCAAUGACACAAGAUUUUGCAAGUGGUUGCUUUAUUACACGAUAUCUCGAUGGUCUAGAAACAAAACAAGAAGGACCUGCAAUUUUGCAUGGUAGAAAUCCAGAAGAACUGCCUAUUAGACAACUAGGAAAUUUCCAGGAAGAUAGAGAUAUAUUGGCUGCCCAUACCGGUCCAGAUAAUGGACUUACAACAGUUAAUUCGCAACAAAGGCAUUUAAGUAUUAAUGACAUUGAUAUAGAUUAUAUUGAUAUGUUAGAUCAAAAUGAACAGUACAGAAAUACAUCUACCAUAACAACUCCUACAAUUGCUGGUGUUGUUGAUUGGUUUAAUCCCCAUGAAAUGGCAUAUGGAAUUGCUACUACAUUAUAUGAGAAAAAUCCUACAAAUAACAUAAACAAUGGAGAACCGAUUGCAGAUUGUUUUGGAAUUGUAGCAAGAUCAAAUUCAGCUAUUUUAGCACUUGCUGAUGGUGUUAAUUGGGGUACCAAAGCAAGUAUUGCAGCUAGGUCUGCAGUACAUGGAAGUAUGGAGUAUUUAAAUAAAGCACUUUUUACUCCUUCCAUUAACAAUGAAAUGACAACAACGAAAGAUGUUUUUAUAUCAUUACUUCGAUCAUUCCAUGCUGCACAUUCGUUAAUUUUGCAAGAACAAGGAAUGCUUACAACAUUAACUGUUUGUGCAGUUCUUCCACUGCCAAACCCAAGUUCCAAUACAGGACAACAAAAAUAUAUGGCUUGUACUUGUAAUGUUGGUGACAGUUUAGCUUAUGUAUAUUCAAGAAAAACAGGUGUCAGAGAAAUAACAAGAGGAUCCCAUGACAUUCAUUGUAUGCGUGAUAUGCGCGAUGCUCUUGGAGCCUUAGGUCCAGUAGAUGGUUCCAAUCCCGAAUUAAACAAUUUAACGCUUGCAAUGACAGAAGUUGAGAAAGGCGAUAUUGUAUUUCUAACUAGUGAUGGGAUUUCGGAUAAUUUUGACCCUGUAGUUGGAAAAUUUGCUAUUUUACCAUGUCACAAUGCUGUACUUGAUUCAAAUGUAAAAGAUCAUACCGAGGGAAGAUCAAAAACGCGUCGAAAAUCUGCUGAAAAUUUAAGACAUACGGAAUCUGGGAAUAGUAAUAAAAAUAAGUCUAAUUUGCCCGUAGUGGAAGCGUAUCAAAGGCACGAGCUUACGCUUCUUAGAAUGGAAGAUUUGUUACGAAGAGGUGUAUCUGGAGAAGGUCCACCCUGUAACAGUGCCAAACAUCUAUGCGAACUCCUCUUGGAUUUUGCAGUGCGUAUAACUGCCGCCAAAAGACGAAUUUUGGAAGAUACAGAUUUAUACUAUGCACAAAAUAAAGACGGACAAUUAAUUCAACUUUCCAAACAAGAACAAAGAAGUCGACGAAUAAAAACUUUGGACAAGGUUUCCAUGAUUCCUGGAAAAUUAGAUCAUGCAACAGUUGUAGCAUAUGUAGUCGGAUCUGUUGAUUCGGAUUAUAAUUAACUGUGGUAAUAAAGUUUAGUUUUUAUUUGUAACAA